CAAUAAUAAGUACUUUCAUCACUUCCGGUAUUCUAGAAAAAAAAAAAAGUUUGACGCAAUUUAUAAAUUUCCGAAGAAAGCUUUGAUUUAUGUUUUCAUCUGAAUUACUUUACUUGUAAAAGAUGUUUGCUGCUCGAUUUUCGGGAACCUGUGUACCAUUGACAGCUUUUGUGUCUGGUUUGAGCAAAAGUCGGUCAGUAAAGCCUGUGAUCAGAGCCUACAAUGUGACAAGAGCGCAGACAUAUGCAACCCAACCUAAGGCUUCUAGGUUUGCUAGAAGACAGCAAACCGCUGAGGCAAAAACAAUAAAAGAAAGAGUGAUGGCACCAGCUGGCGAGGGUGCCUUCACAGCUGGACGAGGUCUUGUAGCUGCAGCAUCUGGUGUGGGACUUGCCAUGCUUGGCUUUUAUGGUUUGGGCUUAUCAAAUGAAGCUGGAGUCCUGGAAAACUCUGUUUUAUGGCCAGAAUAUGUGCGUGCACGAGUGAGAGACACCUACAUGUAUUUUGGAGGAGGCAUUGCAGUGACAGCUGCUUCAGCUCUGGCUGUGAGCAGGAACCCAACAAUAAUGAAUAUGAUGACAAAAAAUUCUUUACUGGCAAUUGGUGCGACAAUAGCUGCAAUAAUUGGAACAAAUGUUUUGUGCCACUCAAUUCCAUACAAGAAGGGAUUUGGUGCUAAACAGCUUGCCUGGCUGACACAUGCUGGUGUGAUGGGAGCAGUUGUGGCCCCACUGGCGUUCCUUGGGGGUCCAAUACUCAUCCGAGCUGCCUGGCUCACUGCUGGUGUUGUUGGAGGAUUGUCAGCAGUGGCUAUGUGUGCACCCAGUGAGAAGUUCUUGAACAUGGGAGGCCCGCUGGCCUGUGGUUUGGGUCUUGUAUUUGCUUCUUCCAUUGCGGGAAUGUUUUUGCCACCAACAACAGCCCUGGGCGCAAGCUUAUACUCUAUCUCGGUGUAUGGUGGCCUGGUUCUUUUCGGAAUGUUCCUUCUGUAUGACACACAGAAGAUUAUGAAGAGGGCAGAGAUGCACCCACAAUAUGCUAUGCAGCCAUAUGAUCCUGUUAAUGCAUCUAUUGGGAUUUAUGCAGACACACUGAACAUUUUCAUCAGGAUUGCCAUGAUCUUAGCUGGUGGUGGUGGCAGGAGAAAAUAAAUGUGAUAGAACAAAGUGAUGAAUUACAGUGAAACAAUUUGAUCUGUUUUUGAAAUUUACAGACAUUGUCUUACUAUUCUCAAGUUGAAAGUUUUGUUUAUCAGGAUCUUUAAUAUGUAUUCCCUAACAUUGGAUAAUGCGUUGGUGCACAGCUUUCCUGAAUUUUUGUAUGCAUUUAGGGGUAAAACAUGUGUUUUGUGAAGGACUGGCACAUACAAAAAUUGGAAAAAGAAACCUUGUGAAUAUUUUGUUUAUUUCGAUGUUUAGUGCAUAAAUGUUUAUGUGAUGAAGUAUUUGUAUGAAGUACUGUAUUUGUUAAAUCUAUUUGCAUGUUUUCAAUAAAUGAAAUGAAGGUG
Molecule: messenger RNA, 1507 nt
Organism: Mercenaria mercenaria
Lineage: Eukaryota; Metazoa; Mollusca; Bivalvia; Venerida; Veneridae
Product: growth hormone-inducible transmembrane protein-like
Exons: 8
Coding region: 123-1151 (342 amino acids)
Cellular component (GO): mitochondrial inner membrane
Source: RefSeq, a predicted model, not a curated record